Messenger RNA from Polistes canadensis, 5828 nucleotides. It is a transcript of the gene Nep3, whose product is annotated as endothelin-converting enzyme 1. Gene Ontology annotation, molecular function: metalloendopeptidase activity. Gene Ontology annotation, biological process: protein processing. Gene Ontology annotation, cellular component: plasma membrane. Lineage: Eukaryota; Metazoa; Arthropoda; Insecta; Hymenoptera; Vespidae. The transcript has 13 exons. Bases 508 to 2847 code for a protein of 779 amino acids. The record is from RefSeq and is a predicted model, not a curated record.
AGAGAGAGAGAUCGUGGUAGAGGGCGACUUCGUUGUUAGUAGCUACGGCAGUGGUGGAGGAGGUGGUGGUGUUGCUGGUGCUGCUAUCGUAAAAGCAUCCCCCAUGCAGGUCGUCGAACAGCCGUCAAAAGCGAGACGUGUACGGUUUCGCGGCCACAUUGGCAAAGAGAGAAGAUGCCAUAACCAUUGAAAAGUCGGACAUCUCGGAACGUAAUCUUUCUUUACCCUAAUUCUUGAAUCCUGUCCUUGUUCUACUCACCCUAUAUAUUCGUUUCUUAUUUUCUUAGAUUGAAUCUUUCCCUUUGUCAAUCUGUCUUUCUCUUUCUCUCCCUCCUCCCUCAAUUUCUUUCUUUCUCUUUCUCUCUCUCUCUCUCUCUCUCUCUUCAUUUAUCUAUCCUACCUAGAUAUCUUUCCAUCUCGCUCGUUUGCCUCGUCGUUCAACCCCCGAUGGUGAAUCAAUAAUUAAAGUGACAAAGUGCGGUGAUUGCGCGAUCGUAUUAGUUCAAGAUGUCGGUUAAGAUGACGAGGUAUAAACAAGCCGAGUUUGAAGACGAGGACAGCAGCAGCAUUGGUUCUGUUGCAUUAAAUAGCGAAGGCAUCAGUACUUCAGCCACUCAUAUUAGGUAUUAUUCGGGUACAACAUUAUGGAGAGCAAGAAAUACCUUAGAGAAGUGUCUUUUUAUAAUAUGUACUUGUCUGCUAUUGAUGGUAACGGUACUGUCGAUUGUAAUCAGCGGUAAAAGCGGUUGGAACAAAGGACAAUACGUACACCUCGGGUUUCACGAUGAAAAUACUAGUUAUUGUCUCACGGAACACUGCGUGACAGUUGCUGCGACGAUUAUAAACAGUAUAGAUCAUUCCGUGAAGCCAUGCGACGAUUUUUACGAGUAUGCCUGUGGCGGUUGGAUAAAAAAGAAUCCUAUGCCAGAUGGGAAAAGCACAUGGGGAAUAUUUGGAAAUAUGGAACAGCAAAAUCAACUUGUGAUUAAAAACGUUCUCGAGAAGCCUUUUAGCGAAAUGAAAUCUAAAGCGGAGAAAAAAGCAAAAAAUUAUUAUCUGUCUUGUAUGGACGCUAAUGAAACUGUCGAGGCUUACGGAGCUCAGCCUUUGCUUGAUCUAUUGGAUACUAUCGGUGGUUGGAAUAUUUCUGGGAACUUUAGCAUCGAACGUUGGUCUUUACAAAAUAGUAUGCAUAUAUUACAAAAUGUUUAUAACAUGGGCGGAUUGUUUUCUUGGGCGGUAAACGAGGACGAUCGUAAUAGUAGCAGAUACAUUAUUCAGAUCGAUCAAGGUGGGCUCACUUUACCAACGGCUGAUAAUUAUUUGAAUGUUACCGAACAUGGUAAAGUAUUGUCGGCUUACUUGGAGUACAUGACGAAGAUAGGCGUGUUACUUGGGGGAGAAGAGAAUUCGACUAGACGACAGAUGCAGGAUGUAAUAGCUUUCGAGACAAGAUUGGCAAAUAUUACUACACCUCAGGAGGAACGUCGAGACGAGGAAAAGCUUUAUCAUUUAAUGUCGUUGAGCGACUUACAACGCAAGGCAAAUUUCAUGUCAUGGGUGGACUUCUUCCAAAAUGCCACGCGCAUAGUUAACAAGAAGAUUAAUAGCAAAGCGAUGAUCGUUAAUUUUGCUCCCGAUUAUUUCGCUAAAUUGACGGAUUUGGUGCAGGAGUACAACAAAACUAAUGAUAAAAAAAUAAUACUGAAUAACUAUCUGGUUUGGCAGACCGUGAGGUCCCUGACGGUGUUUCUUUCGAAGCCAUUUCGCGAUGCUUACAAGGUCUUGAGGAAGGCUCUUGUCGGCUCAGAAGGGAGGGAAGAACAAUGGCGCUAUUGUGUUACUGAUACAAAUACUCAAAUGGGAUUUGCGGUUGGUGCUAUGUUUGUCAGGGAAGUGUUUCACGGGAAAAGCAAACCUAUGGCGGAACAAAUGAUCAAUGAAAUACGUCAAGCAUUUACAAAGAAUUUGAAAAAUCUUCAAUGGAUGGAUGCUGAAACAAGGAAGGCAGCGGAGGAAAAGGCUAAUGCGAUUACCGAUAUGAUCGGUUUUCCAGAUUUUAUUUUGAACCCCAUUGAUCUUGAUGAACGAUAUAGGGAUCUCUUGAUUAAACCAAACGAAUACUUCCAGAAUAACAUUAGAGUGAGCAAGUACACAUUAAAAAAAGCUCUCGAAAAACUUGAUCAAACUGUAAAUAAAACUGCUUGGAUUAUGUCUCCGUCGAUGGUGAAUGCUUAUUACACACCAACGAAAAAUCAAAUCGUAUUUCCCGCUGGAAUUCUUCAAAGUCCUUUCUAUGACAUGGAGAAUACCGAUAGCCUUAAUUAUGGUGGUAUUGGCGUUGUAAUGGGUCAUGAACUCACUCAUGCUUUCGAUGAUCAAGGUAGAGAAUAUGACUUGCAUGGUAAUUUGAAUAGAUGGUGGAACAACGAUACAAUAGACAGGUUCAAUAACAGAACUGAAUGCUUUGUAGAGCAGUACAAUACGUAUGAGGUACAAGGUCGUCACGUGAAUGGACGUCAAACUUUAGGAGAAAACAUUGCCGACAACGGUGGACUCAAGGCAGCGUAUCACGCUUAUUUAGCAACAGUUAAGAAUGAAAAAGAACAAUUGCCAUUACCUGGUCUCAACCUAACGCAUCGUCAGUUGUUUUUUAUCAAUUUUGCUCAGGUAUGGUGUUCUGCUGAAACUUCUGAGUUGACAGCCCUUCAAAUUGAAAAGGAUUCUCAUUGUCCACCGAAAUAUAGAGUGAUAGGACCUCUGUCGAACAUGGUUGAGUUUUCAACUGAAUUUAAUUGCCCAACAGGUUCGAGAAUGAAUCCGGAAUCGAAAUGCGAGGUUUGGUAACGUACAGGAGUUAAAAGCGGUUCAACAUCUAUCUUGUUUGAUGGAAUAUCCUUGUUAUAUGUAACACCGUGCGAAUCUAUCGUCGAACUUCUUUUCAGAAAAAUUUCUUUAAAUGUCAAUCGACGAAGAAUUCGUCUUAACGUGAAUUCAAUGAACUUGUGAGUUACUAGUAUCACCGUCAGAAUCAUCGAUAAUAAGGCCGAUCGUUCUUUUUUUUUCAAAAGUUAUCGACGAGAAAGUUACGAGCGGUCUCGUAAGAAUCGUUAAAAAUAACGGAAAAUCUUAUGAUCUUGAAAUAUAUGUAAAUAUGCAUCUUAAAAUGUAUGCAGUAAAUCACAAGAGUAUUCCUACCCGUUCCCACGAUAAAUUUUAAAUAAUUAAUAUUUACUUGUAAUGCAAACUUUCAAAAUUCCUGUAUAUAGAAACCAAUUUUAAGAUAUUAUUUGAUUGCAGAAUAAUAUAUUUUAUUGUUAGAAAAAAAUAUAAUUUUACUUAAAUAUAAUCAAAAAUUGAGUAUUUUUAUCUACAUAAGACACAAUAAAAAUAACAAUUAUUAUGUUUGUAAAAGUAGUACUUAGUUGACCCUUUUCUUGCAUCUCGUAAUGCUUUCCAGAUGAUUAAGCUUAUUUUGUGAAAUAUUUUUUAAUCAGUUAUAUCAAAUUUUACUUGUUUUAUAAUAAUAUGCUCAUUUGCAAUAAAAUCUAUAUCAAUUUAAAAGUUUAAUUAGCAAAAAAUAUUAAUUUGUACAUAAUAAUUUUGAAAUAUUGUAUUACAAGAAAAUAUUGAUUGUUUUAAAUUGACAGUGGAGGUACGAAUACGCUUGUGAUUCAUUGUAUAUAUUUAUCUAUGUAUGUACGUCGGCACAAAUGGAUGACGAACAAUGAGCUUGGCUCCGUUUAUACGGCUUACAAUAAUUAUCUGUAUUUGAAGAUGGUUACUACUAUUUCCAUGCGAAUCAAAUUCGUCCAAUAGUAUUCCGAUCCUUUUGAAUCGUUGAUUGGCUGCGAGGAGAUUAGAAUGCCUAAUAAGUAACUGUUGAUUAGUCGAAAGUCGACGAAUUAUAAUAAUAAUAAUAAUAAUAAUAAUUUUUUUCCGCAAAGUGUCUUGCGACUAAUCGAUUCAACGAUUCGAAUGUAUCGAGUAGUAUUCACAUAAUAUUGGUUCUUUGCAAAUUUCAUCAUGAACUCGAGAUAGUUUAAAAACUCGAGAUAGUUGAAAAUUGGCUUAGAACCAUUUUAACGAAUUAUUAGCUCUUCUUAAUUGAAUUAUAUUUGAUAAUUGCAUUGUUAGCUCGAAUAUUUCACAAACAUUUUACUUUUCAAUGCAUUUGCGUCCACGGUUCAUCGAGAUCAACGAUCGAGAUGAAAUAAUCAAUCCAAGAAGGUUUAUCAAACGAAAACAGAUCCUUUUUCACUUUUAUACUCGAAAUAAUUCUCGGUGCUAUGCAUUAAAACACUCGACGAAUGGACCUUUUUAAUUUUACUGCUUUUACAAAUGAAAUUAUUUUAAAUAUUGUUAUAUUUCUAUUACCUAUCGUAUAUACUACUUGCGUGAUCUCUUGUCGCUUUUACAAUCGUGUAACAUUUGAUUUAUUUUGAUUAUUUCUUUUCUUUUUUCAUUUUUAUUUUUUCAAUCACGUUUGAGAUACACUUGCUCUCGAUCAGACCCAACGAUCGAUGUUGUCGAUGGACCGAGGAAGAGACAUACCAUUGUGGUGCCAUAAUUUUGUGGCAGGCAGGAUCUAGUAUUAUAUUUAAGAAAUUUAUUUUAUGUAUAAAGCUAAGAGAAUACUUAUCUAAUAUAUAAAGUAUAAGAUCGAGGGGGGUUAGGGAAUUUGGUGAUAUUGGAAGAAUUUGGAGAUUCAAAUCGUAAAGAGAUUAUAGAUACGUUUGAAAGAAAACAAAUAUUUUUAAUGUAUUAUUCAAACGUUGUUUCGUUAUAAUGGUAUAUUUCGAUAUACGGCGUUUGAACGAAUCAAAUAUACGAUUUUUUCGUGCGCAAAAUAUGAAUGAUUGCAAAUCAAAGUAGACAAGAAUGAACAAAAUAGUACGUUUAUCAAUGAUAGUUCAUUUGUUGUUUCGUAGCAAAAAUCGAUUAAAUGUGUCUACACGAACAAAAAAUAUUAUUUUAUUCAUUCGAAGAGUAAACUAUGAAAGAAAUCGUUGUUCGUCACAAAUUAUCUCAUCGUUAGACAUUAAUUUUAAAUUAUGAUGCAUUACGCGAAGAGAACAAGUAACAAUAAUCAUAAGAUCGAUCAAUUUUUCAUAGAUUUGUUCCAAAUAAAUAGUUCCUUUACUGUUAUUUUCUUCAAAUAGUAUUUUUUCGCAAUUGAUUAAUAGAGAACAAAGAAUUAUAACACAUGCGGAAGUUGUUUAAGAAAAUAAAUUAUUUUAUAUCGCGAGAAGAGAGAGAGUUAGAAUUAUCCGUAAGCAGAUCGAACUGCGAGAGAGUUGAUAAGACAGUAUUAAUACAGUACCUAACGAUAAAUCCAUAGGCGAUAGGUGGUGUUUAUAGUGAACAGCAAUAAUCGAUUACGUGGUAGCCAAAUUGAACAAAUGAUAACUGUAAACAAUUAAAAAAAAAAACAAAAAAAACUGUAAUCAAACAGUAUAAUGAUACUUCCUGGCUUGUCCACGAUUAUCGGUUGGUGCAUAUUUGGUAUGAUGGUUGAUACAUUACUGGAUGAAAGAUGAUAGUUACUAAAUAGUAAAUUAUUCUAUUUGCGCAGCGAUGAUCACUUAUCUAAUGUUCGGUGCAGGUUGCAUGUAUGACCAGCGACGUAACUUACAAAUACGUUAGCAGGAUGUCAAGGAUAUUUUUAUGCUUAAUUAAUUAUCGUUGAUUCUAGUCGGUAAAAAAGGUCACUAAAAGUUAUGUAUACAUACAUGCAUAUACACACAUACACACAUUUACUUUCAGCCAUAUUUGUACAUUGCCAUACAAGUUUUAAAGAAGAAAUAAAAAUAUUAACUUGUGUCUAA